AGUGGCUUCAAAUACUUACGGCUUAUUUAUGAACACUGGCAAGUACGAUAAAUUGGCGCGAAAAUUCAAAUAUUUAGGACUUAUUCAAUGUGUUCUAUUGAUGAAUUCUUGCUUACGAUUACGUUCUGAAGAGAAAAUAUCUAUAAUAAUGUAAAAUGAGUAGGUAUGCUUUGAUCGUAAACAUUUAUUUUUAAAUUUACUUGCAUAGCCAACUAUUAGAAAACGAUCCCUUGAAAAUCAAUAUUCCUACCAACCGAGCGACACUUGCGCCAAAACCUCUUUCUGUCAUACUGCCUCUAAUCUCUAGUAUCUUGGAAAAAUAUUAUUAGUUCUUUGACUGUGUAAUAAAAGUGCCUGUUUUGACUUAAAAGUAGAUUUAAUAAUGUCGUUAAAAGCAUAUGAAGAUGCUUGCACUAGGGCGGAAUUAUUCGGCCAGCCUUUGCCUGACAAAGAAGAAUUUCUGUCAAAACAUAAACAUUUGGAUGUGGUGGAAUUCGAGGAAGUUGAAAUACGGACUGCUGAGAACACUGCUAUGCUGCAGGACCAUUUAAAAGAUGGCAGCGGUGGCCUAGCUGAAUUAAAUACUAUUUUAGACUCUACCCAAACGAAAAUAAACAAACUAAAGGGUGUAUGCGGAACUAUAACAAACUUUUUCCGCGUAAAAAUGUCUGCGAAAGACAACUUAUCAUACUCCAGCGAACCCAGUUACAUCGGACAGACAAACUAUGACAAAGAUUACAUACCGCCAAACACAGAUGUAGGCUCUAUAAACCAAGGCCUUGGUCCCGAAGACAGCAAAAUGACACCGCGGGCGGGAAAAUCAAAACAAAAUGGCGGCGACAUCAACACAGCUUUAAACGAUUUACAAAAGAUGGAGGAUCAAGAAAAUACUUCUUUGUUAGGUAAAGCUGCUGUCAAAGAUAUUGGACAACAGGUGACGUCACAGAUUAGCAAAUUAGAUCAAUUAAUUAACCAAGCCGAUAGGGCUCAGGCAUCUUUGAAUAAUCAGAAUAAACAAAUGAGAACUUUCUUGCGAUAAGUUUGUGACGUAGUUAUUCAGCUUGUAGCUUGGCGUUUGUUGAUUGUUCUAGUGUAAUAGGACUAAGGCUAGCAACGAUUUUUAAUCUCCUUAUAGCUGAAUGUAACCACUGUUCAACAAAAUAAUAAUAAUCAAGCUAAAAAGCAGCCAGAAAGUGACAAAGUUUGCGGCAUCUAUAUUACGAGUGCCUGUAUUAACAAUUUGUAAUGCUUUAGUAGUUUUAAUACAUUAUGACAGAUAAAGAGUUUACCUCCUUCCCAUAAUAUUGUGCUUCCAAUUUGUAAAUUCAUGUUUCCAGUUCAGUCCACUUAUUUAUCGAUUAUUUAAAAAAUAGAAGAAAUGCCAAAUUAUACUUCAGAGUUCUGUCAACGUUCAGAGUCUAUUUUUCAUUAAUAUUUAAUACUUAUAUUUUAAAAAGUCUGCUAUCACAGUAUUUUAGUUUAAAGGAGAGUGUUUUAGCGUAAAAAACAGCUAAAUAGACAGGUAAUAUGGGCAAAAUAGGAGCGGAUGUUAAUGUCAUUACUGUACAUUUAAUUUAAUGAGCUAAACCUCUAAAAGCGAUCAAACCUCUGUGCUGUCAAAAAUGCUGUGAAAAAUGGAGUCGGGUUUUCCUAUAGCCUACUCGGUGUAAAGGAAAAUCAACUAAGCGAGUAGCGCCAUCUAUCUACUGGUGUUUUUGUUUGCACGUUUCUACUAAGGCACUCUCCUCGAUACCAAGAUAAUGUGAACCGACAAUUAUUAGAUACUAUAAGUUUUUAAAGUUACAAUCAAUUGUCUCUCUCUUACAAUUCGUUGCUCCGAGUCCGCAUUCAGGCUCUGUUCUAGAGGAAGUAUCUGUUCACUGACGAUGUAGGCGCUGGCAUAUUUAAUUUGCUAUCUGAAAUUCCGAAACGACCUUACGUAAAAUAUUUUCUGGUUGUAUACGUAAUUUUUUUUAAAGAGGGCUGAGUCUUUUGUCCCUUUAUGUCUUUUGUAUUUCGACGAUUGUUAGUUAGCGUUUAGACAAAUCGCGAAUUAAUUGGUUCUAAGUUACCUUUUCUGUACAUAAAAUAGCCAAAGAUAAGUUGUAAUUGUUGCACUUCCGUUAAAAAUCUUAGGAGAAAAAUAGUUAACUUAAUUAUACUAGCUAUUUAUUAUUCUAUAAACUGUUCCAUAUAUAUUAUAUUCAAGCAAGUUCAGUAAAUUUCCAAUCGUCGUUUGGCAGCGAUCCACAUAUAUUAAAAUUGUGUAAUUAAUUACAAAUAACUAACUAACGAAAUAAUAUUAUAUUAAUCUAGAUUAUUUACUCCAAUUUUCUAGCUCGGUAUUUUGCUUCAAAUAUAUCGGAUUAGACAUAAUAUGAGAGGUUUGAAAUCCUAUGCUCAAGUAGAGUCAAUGUAAUGAGUAGCUUCGUCCUUAGGAUCUACUACCAGCUUUUAAAGUAAGAAUGCUUAUUAAAGCGAGACAUCGCUCUACGCUGUGUAUUACGUUGUCUCCCUCCAACAAUAUCAAUCUUAGUUAUAAAGGUGGUUUUUGGCCCGUGAUCUCACUUGUAUAUUUUUUAGCAAAGGGUAAUAUUAAUUGAA
Trichoplusia ni (cabbage looper) is the source of this 2604-nucleotide messenger RNA. RefSeq lists its product as uncharacterized. The record is from RefSeq and is a predicted model, not a curated record. The transcript is spliced from 3 exons. Lineage: Eukaryota; Metazoa; Arthropoda; Insecta; Lepidoptera; Noctuidae. The coding region runs from base 383 to 1039 and encodes 218 amino acids.